CUUUAAAAACGUAAGGGAAACAAACUCUCUGUCUCUCUCUCUAUUUCAUUUUCCCUCCUUUUCUCUCACUUUCUUUCUCUAGGGUUCAUCUUAUUUUCUCGCCUCCCAAACAGAGAAAUCAAUACGAAAACGAAAUGAGUAACGACAAGGACAACUUCGACUUGGCCGAUCUCGGCUCCUCUCUCCCCGCCGCCGCUGCCGCUCUUAGUGCAGAGGAACGUGCCGGUCUUGUUAAUGCGUUAAAGGAUAAGCUUCAGACUUUGGCAGCUGGGCACUCAGAUAUCCUAGAAACUCUGUCACCCAAAGUCAGGAAGCGCGUUGAGGUUCUGAGAGAGAUUCAGAACCAGCAUAAUGAGCUGGAGGCAAAAUUUUUUGAGGAGAGAGCGGCAUUGGAAGCUAAGUACCAGAAGCUUUAUGAACCACUUUACACAAAGAGACACGAGAUUGUGAAUGGUGUAGUUGAAGUAGAAGGAGUUACAAGUGAAGCUGGUGUGGACCAAGAAGAGGACAAAGCCACAGAAGAAAAAGGAGUGCCUGACUUCUGGGUUACAGCAAUGAAGACUAAUGAAAUACUAGCCGGGGAGAUCACGGAGCGUGAUGAAGAGGCUCUUAAGUUCCUCAAAGAUAUCAAAUGGUGUAGAAUUGAUGACCCAAAGGGUUUUAAGCUGGAAUUCUUCUUUGAUACUAAUCCGUUUUUCAAGAAUUCUGUCCUUACAAAAACAUAUCACAUGAUUGAUGAAGAUGAUCCUAUAUUGGAGAAAGCAAUUGGGACGGAGAUUGAAUGGUAUCCUGGGAAAAGCUUGACGCAUAAGAUCUUGAAGAAGAAACCAAAAAAGGGAUCCAAGAAUGCCAAACCCAUCACAAAAACUGAGAAUUGUCCAAGCUUCUUUAGCUUUUUUAGCCCUCCACAGGUCCCUGAGGAUGAUGAUGAUAUUGAUGAAGAUAUUGCUGAAGAACUUCAAAGUCAAAUGGAACAAGACUACGACAUUGGAUCAACAAUUCGGGACAAAAUCAUACCUCAUGCAGUGUCUUGGUUCACUGGGGAGGCUGUACAGGAGGAUGAAUUUGACGAUAUAGGAGAUGAUGAGGACGAUGAGGAUGGUGAUAAUGAAGAUGAAGAUGAUGAAGAUGAGGAUGACGAUGAAGAUGAGGAGGAUGAUGACGAUGAGGAAGAGGAAGAGGAAGAGAAAGGCAAGGGCAGGAAGAAGUCAUCUGCUGGACCCAAGAAAAGUGGAAGGGCAAAAACUGGGGAAGGUCAGCCAGGUGAGCGCCCUCCUGAAUGCAAACAACAGUAGUGUUAUUUUCUUUUCUUGUUAUUCUUUUUGUACUUCUCCUUUAAGAGGCUUCUGUUGGGUCUCUUGGUGGUUUAUUACUCAAAAUAGUAUAUGUAAAAUGCACUAUACAGUCUAUACUCUCAAUUGAUGUCGUUUGUCAAUGAUUACGGACUAUUUGUACAA
This is a messenger RNA of Quercus robur (English oak), 1457 nucleotides long. Its product is annotated as nucleosome assembly protein 1;4-like. The record is from RefSeq and is a predicted model, not a curated record. The coding region runs from base 135 to 1295 and encodes 386 amino acids. Gene Ontology annotation, cellular component: nucleus; chromatin. Lineage: Eukaryota; Viridiplantae; Streptophyta; Magnoliopsida; Fagales; Fagaceae. The transcript is spliced from 12 exons. Gene Ontology annotation, biological process: nucleosome assembly. Gene Ontology annotation, molecular function: histone binding; chromatin binding.